Molecule: messenger RNA, 2282 nt
Organism: Spinacia oleracea (spinach)
Lineage: Eukaryota; Viridiplantae; Streptophyta; Magnoliopsida; Caryophyllales; Amaranthaceae
Exons: 15
Coding region: 115-2091 (658 amino acids)
Biological process (GO): recombinational repair
Molecular function (GO): damaged DNA binding; ATP binding; ATP hydrolysis activity
Source: RefSeq, a predicted model, not a curated record
GUACUUCAGAAGUUCAGAGUUCAGACAGUCUCCUCUGCAGUUUCGCGGGGUACCCCAUUUCAAGUGUACAAAGCUUCAAAGCUUUAAACCUGCAUUUUCUUCUCCUCCUCCCGCAUGCAAGCAUCAGGCAUGGCUACUUUCCGCUUACUUCUCUCUCAAUCUCACCAUCUCAAUAGGUUCCAUUCUCUCUCUCCUCCAAUAAACUGCAUCGUAUUCCACAAUCGUCUUCCCCAAAACCCUCAAUUUUCCCGCCAUUUUAAACCUCCAUUGAAUUCUCGAUUAAUUCACUCUGUUAACCAUCUCUUGUCCACUGAAUCUCCUCUUAUGGUCGACAAUAGUCAAAGCGAAGGGACCUCAUCAAAUUCCCCAGCUUCUGAACCCAUUCCUGAACAAACCCCUAGGGUUUGGUCCAUGUUCGGUUCUGACUUAAUUAGCCCUAGAAAGGAUGAUUCUGAAGGAAAAACGGUUGUAAAUCGGGUGGAUUCGGAAGAUGUUCUCGAAGGAGAAACGGUUGAGAAUCGAGUGGAUUCGAAGGAUGAUUCUGAAGGAGAAACGGUUGAGAAUCGAGUGAAUUCGGUACGCAAUUACCCGAACAGUGCGUUUACAGGUGGUUUUGGGGGGAAAGGGAAGAAGGGGAAGAGUAAGGAGCAUUGGGUGUGUAGUGAAUGUGGGCAUAGUGAAUUGAAGUGGUGGGGGUCCUGUAAUGCUUGUAAGAAAUUUGGGACUUUGAAGCGGUUCUUAGUGACAGAAAAUGCGGAGGGGGGAAAGGUUAGUGGGUUCAAGGUUUCUGAGAAUGCGACGAGGUCUUGGUUGCCUGAGCAGAAGAAGGGGCAAGGUGGUCCACUGAGGUUGUCGGAUGUGAAUCUUGGUGUUGAUCCUUCCGAGUGGAGAAUUCGAUUGUAUGGUACAUUCGGAAGUGAAGUUGCUAGAGUGCUUGGUGGCGGUAUUGUCCCAGGUUCAUUGAUUCUGGUCGGUGGUGAUCCUGGCGUUGGCAAAAGCACCCUGGUAUUGCAGAUUGCUGACUUAAUAGCAGAAAGUCCUGAUAUUCCUGAAAGCGCUCCAGUGAUUUACAUAUCCGGUGAAGAGAGUGUUGAGCAAAUAGGAAACAGAGCUGAUCGGCUGAGCAUUAAAGCAAAGGACUUGUUCCUGUAUUCAAGCACAGAUAUUGAGGAUAUUUUAAAGAAGGUGCAACCUCUUUCCCCACGGGCUGUGAUCAUUGAUUCCAUUCAGACUGUAUAUUUACAAGGAGUGUCAGGAAGUCCUGGAGGAAUGUCGCAGGUGAAGGAAUGCACGGCUGCAUUGCUUCAAUUUUCAAAGAAGACAGGCAUCCCUGUUCUACUGAUUGGGCAUGUGAACAAGAUUGGAGAAAUUGCAGGUCCUCGUGUUCUGGAGCACAUUGUAGAUGUCGUCUUAUAUAUGGAGGGGGAAAAGCAUUCAUGCUAUCGUUUACUUCGUUCUGUGAAAAACCGAUUUGGGUCUACCGAUGAGCUGGGAGUAUUUGAAAUGGCAGAACCAGGGUUGCGAGCUGUUUCAAAUCCUAGUGAAAUGUUCUUGAGUGAGGAGCAUUCGGACUCAGAGCAUUUAGCUGGACUCGCUGUUGCUGUAAUCAUUGAUGGCUCUCGAACUUUUGUUAUUGAAGUUCAGGCUUUAUGUGUAGCAGACUCUUCUGGCAUGCAUCUUAAUGGGGUUCAGGCAAGCAGAGCUGAUAUGAUUAUUUCGGUUCUUAAGAAGCAAGCGGGACUGAAGCUGAAAGACCAUUGUGUUUAUGUUAAUGUUGUUAGUGGAUUAUCUCUCACCGAAACUUCAGGAGACCUUGCUGUGGCAGCGGCAAUUUGCAGCAGUAUUUUGGAGAUUCCUAUUCCAAAUAAUGUAGCAUUUAUUGGAGAAAUUGGCCUUGGUGGUGAACUUCGAAUGGUUCCUAGAAUAGAGAAAAGGGUUACUACUUUGGCAAAACUUGGAUAUAAAACAUGCAUUGUUCCGAAGUCGGCUGAAAAAGCCCUAGCAGCUCUCAGCUUUGAAGGGUUACAAGUAGUGGGAUGUAAGAACCUGAAAGAAGUCAUUGAUAAAGUCUUCAGUGAUUGCCCUUCUUAAUUUCCCCCUUUUUUGUGCUAUCUUAUAAGCAUGUGUAACGUUGUUUAUGUUGUGUUAUGUUAUGUAAGAAUGUGACUAAUGUAAAUAUGAUGUAGAUAUGUAGACGCGUGCAUGUAUUUGCAAUUUUGUAUCUAUUUAAGGGCUAAGCCACUGGAAAGAGGUACGUGUAUUUGCCAAGCGCAUUCUUGUAA